AUGUUUCUGUCUCUUCCUACGUUGACUGUCCUUAUUCCAUUGGUCUCGUUAGCAGGGCUGUUAUACUCGGCCUCUGUGGAAGAAAACUUCCCACAGGGCUGCACUAGCACAACCAGCCUGUGCGUUUACAGUCGGCUCUUGCCGAUUACCAUACCCGUUUAUGUGUUCUUCCACCUUUGGACUUGGAUGGGUAUUAAACUCUUAAGGCAUAAUUAAUCCAACCAGA
Messenger RNA from Aethalodelphis obliquidens (Pacific white-sided dolphin), 226 nucleotides. Its product is annotated as phosphatidylinositol N-acetylglucosaminyltransferase subunit Y-like. The record is from RefSeq and is a predicted model, not a curated record. Lineage: Eukaryota; Metazoa; Chordata; Mammalia; Artiodactyla; Delphinidae. The transcript has a single exon. Bases 1 to 216 code for a protein of 71 amino acids. Gene Ontology annotation, biological process: GPI anchor biosynthetic process. Gene Ontology annotation, cellular component: glycosylphosphatidylinositol-N-acetylglucosaminyltransferase (GPI-GnT) complex.